Ictalurus furcatus (blue catfish) is the source of this 7346-nucleotide messenger RNA. RefSeq names its product potassium sodium-activated channel subfamily T member 1b (gene kcnt1b). The record is from RefSeq and is a predicted model, not a curated record. Gene Ontology annotation, cellular component: membrane. Bases 1229 to 4945 code for a protein of 1238 amino acids. Gene Ontology annotation, molecular function: intracellular sodium-activated potassium channel activity. NCBI's taxonomy places the organism in Eukaryota, Metazoa, Chordata, Actinopteri, Siluriformes, Ictaluridae. Gene Ontology annotation, biological process: potassium ion transport. The transcript is spliced from 32 exons.
UCAUGUUUUAAGUAUUUUAGUAGUUUCACACGGAUUGAAGUUUAAAGUAGGAUUUUCUUGUGUAUAGAACAGUCUGGAAUUUCCUGUAGAAAACACCAGGCUUUCUCAGGAGAACAGUUUCCCCAACUGGUCUGCAUAUUUGAGUAUUUUCCCUGUUUCAACACACAGGAAGGGCUACUCAUUAGCCAAUUAGGAAAACUCUCAUACGUGUAGGACAGGAGGUCCUCAAGGACUGGGUUUGGGAACUUGCUUGAACUCUCUUGGGUCGUGUGCAUGGUAAAGAAAGUCCCAGAGUUCUCCAGGAGAUGGCGCUGUCAACUCUGAACGAGAUGUCAAGCUUUUAGGACGAGCACAAGCCUCUAGCUCACUCCUAUACAGAGGUGACAGCGGCUGAAUCCUAAAUGUCUCCAUGCUGGACAAAUUUAGUGCACUUGAAGCUUAUUAUUAUUAUUAUUAUUAUUUUAAGCUAGGGAGUAGGGAGCCAUUUGAGAGUCAUGUACAGAAGUGACAGCAGGCUAAUCCCAAAAUGUGCAGAAUACAGGACACGCUGUGCACUCUGUAGUGCGGAUAAACCGCUAUCCUAACACUAGGUAGGGCACUUAUAAAGGGACGAGGCAGUCGUUUGGGUUUCAGCCAGCGUCUUUUUACCGCACCGAGAGGACGCUGAAGGAAGACCUUGCGCUUUUGCGUUUUUCCCCCUCUAUCUUUACAUUUUCCUAUUUUUUUUUUUUUUUAAUGAACAGCGACAGAUCCUCAGGUAUAUUUGUCGUACUGGACUCAUAUGAGGAAAACUUCUUCCAAAGCAGAUUUCAAAGCAAAGGAUCUAUAUGUAUAUUUUUUUUGGAUCGAAUCCCAUAGGAGGAGUUGAUUUCCAGUUCAAGUCCACUUAGGCUACAUGUUAGUGUCCUGAAUGACUGUGUGAUGUGUAAACCUUCAAAGCCAUACAGUGACAGAUGGGAGAAAUGAAGGAAGACGUUUCAGCCGGUAAUGAUGAGCAGCUCGUCUUCACACCACUAGGGUUCGAGAGAAGAUGCUGGAUGCUGUAUUAGACCCGGUGGGCUUGUGUAGCUUCUCCACUCGGGGUCGUCACCCACCCGUUUCAUGCAUUCACUCCGACAUCGAGACACAGAGAGGACAUUACGAUAGGAAGUCCUGUGUGGACUCUUAAAGCUGCGGAUUUGGAGGAAAAUGUGUGGUGCUGGAUUCGCCACCAGGACGCUUCUUUACAAUGAUGGGACCGCGCACUCAGCCACAGCCAGAGGCGAGUAUGACUCCACCACAGCGCCCAUCCAACCCUGGUGACAGGCCGCCUGCUGAAACGGUUAAGAAGACCAGCAUUGGAAACACUGGACUGAUUCUGGACAGCUCGGCGCUGAAGAUGGCCGAUGUGGACUCGGAGGUUCCUCCUCUCCCACCGCGCUACCGCUUCAGAGACCUGCUUUUGGGGGAUCAGUCGUUUCAGAAUGACGACAGGGUGCAGGUGGAGUUCUAUGUGAAUGAGAACACAUUUAAAGAGCGGUUGAAGCUCUUCUUCAUCAAAAACCAAAGGUCAAGCCUCAGAAUACGCCUUUUCAACCUCUCGCUGAAGUUGUUAACGUGUCUCCUCUACAUCCUCCGAGUAUCACUGGAUGACCCCACCACCCAAGUCACAUGCGAACGGAAGCACUGCUCCAAUGUCACUGAUGCUCUGUGCAGUAAAAUCUGUUCCAAUCAGACGACAGAUCCCAUCCAGAUCAACUGGGAGUUGAUAUUCUGGGUGACCAGAAGGACUCCUGUAUGGGCUAUACAGGUGACAGUGGCCUUAAUUAGCUUCCUAGAAGCCAUGCUCUUGACAUAUCUCAGUUACAAGGGAAACAUUUUUGAGCAGAUUUUCCAAAUUUCCUUCAUCCUUGAGAUGAUCAAUACAGUGCCAUUCAUAAUUACGAUCUUUUGGCCCUCAUGGAGGAACAUAUUUGUCCCAGUAUUCCUGAACUGCUGGCUUGCCAAGUCGGCACUGGAGAAUAUGAUCAAUGAUCUUCACCGUGCCAUCCAGCGCACACACUCUGCCAUGUUUAACCAGGUGCUCAUCCUCAUCUGCACGCUGCUUUGCCUGGUCUUCACCGGAGCCUGUGGGAUUCAACACCUAGAGCGAGCAGGGAAGAAUCUUUCCCUGUUUGAUUCGCUCUAUUUCUGCAUCGUCACAUUCUCAACUGUGGGCUACGGAGACGUCACACCGAAGAUCUGGCCCUCUCAGCUACUGGUGGUCAUCAUGAUAUGUGUGGCUCUUGUAGUACUGCCAUUACAAUUUGAGGAGCUAGCGUACCUGUGGAUGGAGAGGCAGAAAUCAGGCGGUAACUACAGCAGACAUCGAGCUCAGACUGAAAAACACGUGGUGCUUUGUGUCAGUUCGCUCAAAAUCGACCUCCUCAUGGACUUCCUCAAUGAGUUUUAUGCGCAUCCCAGACUACAGGAUUACUACGUGGUCAUCCUCUGCCCCACAGAGAUAGACAUCCAAGUGAGGCGAGUGCUGCAGAUUCCUCUGUGGUCUCAGAGAGUCAUCUACCUGCAGGGCUCUGCACUGAAGGACCAGGACCUCAUGAGAGCCAAGAUGGAUGAUGCAGAAGCCUGCUUUAUCCUCAGCAGCAGGAAUGAAGUGGACCGCACUGCAGCUGACCAUCAGACUAUCCUAAGAGCCUGGGCAGUGAAGGACUUCGCCCCAAACUGUCCUCUCUACGUACAGAUCCUUAAACCUGAAAAUAAAUUCCAUGUGAAGUUUGCUGAUCAUGUAGUGUGUGAAGAGGAGUUCAAGUAUGCCAUGCUGGCUCUGAACUGUGUGUGUCCAGCCACGUCUACACUGGUUACACUUCUGGUCCAUACUUCACGUGGACAAGAGGGACAGACGUCUCCAGAACAGUGGCAGAGAACAUACGGACGCUGCUCGGGUAAUGAAGUUUACCACAUCCGCCUCAUGGACAGCAAAUUUUUUGGAGAGUACGAUGGGAAAAGUUUUACUUACGCCUCUUUUCAUGCACAUAAAAAAUAUGGAGUUUGCCUAAUUGGCGUAAAGAGAGAAGAGAAUAAAAGCAUCCUGCUCAACCCUGGGCCCCGCCACAUCAUGGCCGCCACAGACACCUGCUACUACAUCAACAUCACCAAAGAGGAGAACUCCGCCUUCAUCUUUAAACAGGAAGAGAAGCACAGCAAGGGCCUGCUAGUCAGCGGUCUGUAUGACGCCCCCUCUCGGCUCCCCGUGCAGAGCAUCAUAGCCAGCAUGGGCACUGUGGCCAUAGACCUGCAGAACCCUGAGCCCGCAGGUGACAGCAGCAAACUGGCACUGCCCACAGAGAACGGAGCAGGCAGCCGGCGGCCCAGCAUCGCCCCUGUACUGGAGCUGGCUGACUCCACUGCCAUCCUGCCCUGUGACCUCCUGAGUGACCCCUCCGAGGACGAGACCAACCAAUCAGACGAGGAAGGAGUGCCUGCCCCAGAAUAUGUCAAAGGAUAUCCUCCAAACUCACCAUACAUCGGGAGUUCACCAACACUAUGCCACCUCCUACAAGAGAAAGCUCCAUUUUGCUGUCUGCGACUAGACAAGGGUUGCCGCCAUAACAGUUUUGAAGACGCCAAGGCAUACGGUUUCAAGAACAAGCUGAUCAUUGUCUCUGCUGAAACGGCUGGAAACGGCUUGUACAAUUUCAUCGUUCCACUGCGUGCUUAUUACAGACCCAGGAAGGAGCUCAACCCCAUCGUGCUGCUAUUAGACAAUCCGCCAGAUAAUCAUUUUCUGGAGGCCAUCUGCUGUUUCCCCAUGGUGUACUUUAUGGCCGGCACCAUAGACAAUUUGGAUAAUCUGCUGCAGUGUGGGAUUAUUUACGCUGAUAACCUAGUAGUGGUGGAUAAGGAAAGCACUAUGAGUGCAGAGGAGGACUACAUGGCUGAUGCUAAAACUAUUGUCAACGUUCAGACCAUGUUUAGGUUGUUUCCAAGUCUCAGUAUUAUCACUGAACUAACUCAUCCCUCUAAUAUGAGGUUCAUGCAGUUUCGAGCCAAAGACUGCUACUCCCUGGCUCUCUCCAAGUUAGAGAAGAUCGAGAGAGAUAAGGGCUCUAAUCUUGCAUUCAUGUUCCGCCUCCCGUUUGCUGCAGGCAGGGUGUUUAGUAUCAGCAUGCUGGAUACACUCCUCUACCAGUCUUUUGUUAAGGACUACAUGAUUCCUAUUGCUAGACUCUUGCUUGGGCUAGACACUACCCCAGGCUCCGGCUACCUCUGUAUGAUGAAGGUAACAGAGGAAGACUUAUGGAUCCGGACAUAUGGAAGGCUUUUUCAGAAGCUCUGUUCCUCCAGCGCUGAAAUCCCCAUCGGCUUGUACCGCACCGAAUCCCACAUGUUCUCAUCAUCAGAGUCUCAGGUGUCUGUAAACGUGGACGAGUGUGAGGACCCACGGGACCGGCGCGAGUCCUGGAAAGAGAAAACAGCCCAUAGGCACUCGACAGGCAGCGACCAAUCAGAACAUCCACUGCUAAGGAAGAAGAGCAUGCAGUGGGCACGGAGGCUAAGCAGGAAGAGCACAAAGCCCCCGAGCCGUGCUGAACGCAUCAACCAACAGCGCCUCAACCUCUACAGACGCUCAGAGAGACAGGAGCUCUCCGAACUGGUGAAGAACCGCAUGAAGCACCUGGGUCUGCCCACCAUCGGCUACGAGGACGUAGCUAAUUUAACUGCGAGUGAUGUGAUGAACCGAGUAAAUCUCGGAUAUUUGCAAGAUGAAAUGAAUGAUCAUCAGAACACACUGUCCUACGUGCUGAUCAACCCUCCUCCAGACACUGUUCUGGAGCUCAAUGAUAUUGUGUAUAUCAUCCGGUCAGACCCGUUGGCCCACGUACCCGACGAGUUGCCCGCGUGCCAGGCAGGCGCCAGGCUGAAGCAGGAAUACGGCACAGAGACACGAGGAGAGACUCAUCUCUGAAAACCAGAGCUCAGCUUGGAGCACUGCAUGAAGAGUGCCUCCUGUUCCUCAUACACACAGUCACAACCCAUGAAGCACGCUGCCUUCCAAGGCUACGGGGGGGAGGGGGCAGGACGGGGUAACUACACCAUCACCAACAACUUCCCCUGCGUUUACUUUUUCUAUGACAGAAGUGGAAUCUGUGUGCACGUUGCAGCACAAUGGCUGCUGCACCUUUCGCAGUUUAGACAAGAUUACAAGACGGGGAGAUUUCAUGUUCUGGACCAAACACUGUUCAAACCCUUUUUUCCCCCCUUCUGGACAGUGUAUGCUAAUAAAGAAGAAUGCAAUAUUUAGCUGAGUGAAAGGAAGAGAAACAGAUCAUGACUGCCAUUUAAUGAGCUGAGAUUUUAAGAAAGACAUUAACAAUCAGUAAAUAUAAAGUGAAACAUUUUUUUUUGUAUAUACAUGUAGGUACAUAUCCUUUUACAUGCUCACUAGACCUUCAGUAUUUCUCAUACGUCAUAUUGUUGCUUUGUCCUUGAAGCACAAAGUAUUUUAGAUUAGAACUACCCAAUCAGUGAAAUCAAUCUUUCACCACAAACUAUUUGAUCAAAACCUAGUGAAUUAUUAUUAUCAAGUAUUGUUUUUUAGUAUGAAAUAUGUUUAUUGAUCCAGUUCGGGUGCUUUAUCACCACUUUAAAAACCUGCAGCAAAAGCAAAAAAAAUUGGACCAGUAAUUUUCUAUCUAAUAUUACAAGCGUUCACAUGCUUCAUGCAUAUUGUGAAUUGUUUUUAAGGGACACCUUGCUAAAAGUGAGAGCCUUCUGUCAUUAUAAUGGGAUAGAAAUAGAAAGUAAAGGGGGUAUUUUUCACUAGCAUGGCUCCCACAGAAGGGCUGCUCAAGAGAAAUGGUUUUACUGAAAAUUCAUCCUACUGCUACACAUCAUAAUGUGUAAACAUUCAGAAUUACACUCUGCAUGUUUGCUAUUUUUCAAUGCCAUUUUGCCUGAAUGUUACCAAUGGAGUAUUUUCCCACUUUGUAUUCAUGCCAGAAGUUAAAAAGUUCUCAUAAAGUUCUCACAUUUUGAUCCAUAUGUUUAUUUGGACACUAUAUUUAUUAUUUAAUGUCAUUUAAAGAUCAUGACUAGACUACUAGAAUCUGCCAGAUAUUUUGCACUAAGCUCUGCUGGUCCGAACGGAGUAGCGUAGUAUAGCAUGACCCUUUAACCCUAAACUACGAGGAAGUGAGGCAGCAGUGCUAUCAUAUGAGACGUUUCCAGUUCUUGUUUUUGCUCUAAAUACAAAAGAAGAUCAUUAUAGCGCAUAUAUAAACAGCUCAUUUCUACAUGUUGCAUGCCAUUUUAAAGCUACAUCGGAACGGUAGUGUAGAACAGUUUCUGAAUUUUUUCAGGGCAAUUUUUGAUAUGUGAAGCCAGAACUGCAAACCUCGAACAUUUCUGUUGGGUUCAAUAGCCACUUCAUGAAGGAUUAUAUUUAUAAUAAAUAUAUUUAUCGAAUAUAGAUGCCUUGCAGCAGUGUAUUUCUGUUGGCCCUUCAUGGUUCUCUCCAGUGACUACUGUAGUUUUUUUUGUAUCGACCUCUAUUGUAGUGCAUCCUGAAGAUCAAAUGGAUAUCUGUCGAGCCAUAUUUCCCAACCUGUUCAUCUCAGGUGACUGAGGAGAAGCAGUCGAGCUAGCAGAAGGGAGAUUGAUUCAAAGCAAAUAGCAGAACUAUCACUGUAGCCCUCAAAACCUGUUAGCCAUAUCGAGAGAAUCUUUGUGCCAUCAUUUUCAGCCAGUCAUGCUUGUAGCCUGUUUCAAGGCAAGCCAUCGGUUGUUUUUUGAGUGAAGGGUGGAGAAGAGCACAAGCUCGGUUUGUCCGCAUGUUUACACGGUCCCUCACUGUCUAGAAGGGAAGCCAGACAGCAGAUAGUCAAUGCUUCUUAUCCACUAGGUCCCACCAUGAUCAUGCUCAUGCUCAUGACUACCUUAAAGUUGUUUGAGAAGCGGAUUACCUUAAAGUGGACUGCCCAAUCAAGGUUUAUUUCCUUUUCUUCCUCUUGUCAUUUGUAAAAGCAUAUCGUGCAUCUUGGCAUAAUCUGCAAUCUUCCGUUUGAAAGUUGCACACGCGCCAUUUCUUUACCAAACCACUGAUCACCUUCAGCUAUUUCGAUUUCAAGGUAUGUAGAGUUGUGUGAGCAUUUCAAUAGAGGUAGAAGACAAAUGGACAAUGCAUGUCCUUUUAUUGCCAAACUUACAAGAGACCUAUGUUUACAUUUGCUGGCUCCUGUUUUAUUUGUGUAGAACAGUACAUUGUAAAGGAGAACUGAUCCAUUUUGUACAAUUUCUUAUAUGAAGUCUGUGUACUUCUAACAUGUACGAAUGAUUCAAUAAAUGCUGCAUGCAGCCAGAAAUAAUGA